AAAUCAGUCUGUCCUGACUAAGCUCAACAGUCUCCAGUCUACCAACUGGUCUCUGUAAUAACUAUUUAAAUCAGUCUGUCCUGACUCAGCUCAGCAGUCUCCAGUCUACCAACUGGUCUCUGUAAUAACUAUUUAAAUCAGUCUGUCCUGACUCAGCUCAGCAGUCUCCAGUCUACCAACUGGUCUCUGUAACUUCAUCUUUGUCUCUGUGGUGUACAGUCUUCAGGUGAUGAUGGGGGUAUUGAAUCAUCUCUCUACUCUCCUCCUCCUCCUCUCUCUCCUUCCUCCUGCUCUCUCUCAUGUAGUAGAGAGGUUCAGUGAUGUUACAGACUGUGAGACGUUCUUCCUGGAGGGGACAACUCCAAAUCUCCCAGGUAUUUUGGUUGGUGGGAAAGUCCAGGACCAGAACCGCUACAAGCCGAUCUGCCAGAAGUACAAGAAAACCUACAUGUUUGCAACUCUCUACGACACGACCAACAUGAUCCCUGUGUUCUCAGCCUACACCUUCACUGGGGUCGGACCGAGCGGGACAAGACCAGAUACAUGGAUGAUUGAACCUCAGCUGGACGGAGGAAUUGAACCAGUUAUGGGUCUGGAGAAACAAGGGGUUAUUUAUACACACCAGGCUGUCAAUCAGGAUUAUGAUGAAUACGGUAAAGGCAAGAAGGUGAACAAAGGUCACUUGUUUCCUAAAUCUUUUGCUCACCAACCUGUAAAUCAGGACUCCACCUUUACCCUGACAAACGCUGUUCCUCAAGUAAAGACAUUUAAUGAAGGUAGCUGGGGAAAGAUGGAGUGUACGGUUAGAAAGAUACUCCUGAAGCAAUGCCUUGAUAAUAAUGGUCAACCCAAGGCCUAUGUGUUGACUGGAGCAGUUCCCAGUGUCAACAACAAACUGAACAACCGAGUGAACAUCCCAGAUCUCCUGUGGACAGCCUACUGCUGUUACAACAUCAAGAAGAAAGAGUGGAUGGCCAAAGCACACUGGGGUGAAAACCAAGAGGAAACAAACAAACAAGUAUUGAACCCCCAUACCUUGUCAGAGCUGUAUAACAUGUUGAAGCAGCACUACCCAGGUGGUGAUGUCCAGGUGUUCCCAGAUCAGUGUCCAAGAGGUUCUUCUCAGAAAGAGAGAGAGAAGAGCAGAGAGAGGGAGAUAGGAAGUGGGGAUAUUAGCGGGAAAGGGUUGAUGACAUGUGAUGAGGAUUGUAAAUGUGUCUCUUUGUAGGUGACACAGUCCCAGAGUUUGGUCCAGUGGUAACACAGACAACUCUAAAACAUAUUUACCAUGGA
This is a messenger RNA of Oncorhynchus tshawytscha (Chinook salmon), 1293 nucleotides long. Its product is annotated as endonuclease domain-containing 1 protein. The record is from RefSeq and is a predicted model, not a curated record. Gene Ontology annotation, molecular function: hydrolase activity; nucleic acid binding; metal ion binding. NCBI's taxonomy places the organism in Eukaryota, Metazoa, Chordata, Actinopteri, Salmoniformes, Salmonidae. Bases 230 to 1228 code for a protein of 332 amino acids. The transcript is spliced from 2 exons.